AUGUUGGUUAAUCAGACACACAGGCUUGGAUUGACUCGCAGGAAGGACCUUCAAGAGGUCCAGCUAGCUCGGACCAGGAGUGAGUGGACCUUUAUAAAUUGGUUGCCUUCGGGUAGGUCAGCAUGCUUGAUAGGUGCCCCACGAGUUCUAGAGGUACCUGGACGAUGCGGAGCGAGUGAGGCGGAUCAGGUUGAUCACCCGAAUCCUGCAAGAGAGGGCGACUCGUGUCGACCUUGUGUCACCGAGACCUGCAAGAGCAUGUCACCAAUGGUGAUGCGAGGGAAUUAA
Prunus armeniaca (apricot) is the source of this 288-nucleotide messenger RNA. The record is from the annotation of a GenBank genome assembly. Lineage: Eukaryota; Viridiplantae; Streptophyta; Magnoliopsida; Rosales; Rosaceae.